UGCAGUAAAUGAGCUCCGCUUGGUGUUUCGAAGCCCCUUUACUUACCCUGAAAACCGGUUUGCUUGUGAGGACGCGAGGCGGUGGCUGAAGUCCUCCGAACCGGUCGCUCCUGGUGGUGGCUGGGGGACGUUUCCUGAGGCGUCCCGUCGUUUUCCCUCAGAUAUGGCUGAAUACAGCCAAACGGGUAUUUUAACGGCUCUGCUGCUGUUUACAGUGGUCACGGUGCGGGAUAUUUAUCUCGGCAGGAGCGCCGUUGACCAGACCGAGCAGCAGAAGCAGGCCGCGGAGGGCAUGGGGUCCGACGGAUUUCUCAACCCAGACAUCCACACUCAAAGGCAGACCAAGCCCAAGUUUUACACGGGGCCGGUCCUGAGGUUUCAGUACUGUAUAUCCUGAGGGUACAGUAAGGUGUUCCAGGAGUACUCCCGGUCUAUCAACCAGCUGUACCCGGACAUCAGAAUCGAGGGAGAGAACUACCCUCCCAAACCCGUCAAUAAAUAUGUUGCAAAUUUCAUUUCUUACUUCAAACUGCUUACCAUUGCCCUGAUUGUCACUGGACAAAAUCCUUUUCAAAUGCUUGGAGUGGACACACCAAGGGUUUGGUCCUGGAGUCAAGAAAAUAAGAUAUUCUCAUGUCUUAUGGCGUUCUUCCUCAGUAAUAUGUUGGAGACCAAUUUCCUGUCUACCGGAGCAUUUGAGAUAACAUUAAAUGAUGUUCCAAUUUGGUCAAAGCUACAGUCAGGAUAUGUACCAAACAUUCAGGAGCUCUUCCAUAUCUUGGACAACCACCUGAAGAUGAAUCAGGUUGACAAGCUCAAAUUCCCCUCCCCGUAGUGCUGCUGUUCAAGCUGAGAGAGAAGUCCAUGGAGCGGUUUCUCUGGUUAGUGGGACUGUGGACUGUGGCCUAAUGAAGGCCUGCACUGCAUACAGCUUGCUGUGAGUGCAGACUGGAUGCCCCUGCCACCACACACACUUCCUCUUCCCAGUGGCACUCCUCCAGAUCAGCUGCAUCUAUGCUGAGCAGCGUGCUGUGUCCAUCCAUCGUAGGAGGGUCCUCCCCUACAGGGCACACUCGUUAUAAAAAGCCGAAGCUUGAGAUCAGUGCUGAAGGGGUAAUAUGACCAAGUAAGCGGUCAAAAAUGUUGCUGUAGUCUGUCUGUCGAACUCAAGGGGAGGGUUUUUUAUUUUCAUUUCUUCUGCAAAUCAUUGAAUAGUCUUAAACAUGAUUGUUGGUUUGCACUGCUGUAGAACUGUACUGUAUUUGGAAUAUAUCCAAGUGUUUUCAGGGUAGGUGAAACAUUUGUGUACUGUUAAAUGGUGCAGUUUUUUUUUUAAGAACACACUGCUAUGAGGUGUCACUUUAAUGGCAAAGUUUAUGCUCACCAUGGAGGUCUUCAAAUGCUACUGCACAGGGAAGAUGCUAUUAUUUGGGAUCUACUGCAUUAUCCUUCUUCUUAACUCUUCAAGCUGUCUGUUUAUAGCAUUAACUGAAAGCCUGUCUUGAUUCAGGCUGCCUGUUUAGAGUUAUUGUUGGGGGUAACCACUGUCUUAAUGAGCGUGUGAUUAACAACAUUGCAUAUGAGAGGUUAGAUAUGAAAGGUACUCUUCUUUCCAAAGAUCUUAACUCUAUUUUUCCAUCUCUCUUUAUAGAUGUUGUGAUGAGACGCACUUUCUCUAGUGUACCUUGUGAUUUUGUUUUACUGAAGGUGACAUUUAAUUGGGAUACAGCUUGAAGAAGCAGUGUGGAAACUUCAGCCUUGUUUCAAAAUGAUAUAGGAAUAAAGAAUUAAAACAGAUGUUAUGGAA
Pygocentrus nattereri (red-bellied piranha) is the source of this 1807-nucleotide messenger RNA. RefSeq names its product selenoprotein T, 2 (gene selenot2). Gene Ontology annotation, molecular function: thioredoxin-disulfide reductase (NADPH) activity. Lineage: Eukaryota; Metazoa; Chordata; Actinopteri; Characiformes; Serrasalmidae. The record is from RefSeq and is a predicted model, not a curated record. The transcript has 6 exons. Gene Ontology annotation, biological process: cell redox homeostasis. Gene Ontology annotation, cellular component: endoplasmic reticulum membrane.